This is a messenger RNA of Aspergillus melleus, 1272 nucleotides long. RefSeq names its product oxygenase MpaB family protein. Bases 1 to 1272 code for a protein of 423 amino acids. Gene Ontology annotation, molecular function: oxidoreductase activity. NCBI's taxonomy places the organism in Eukaryota, Fungi, Ascomycota, Eurotiomycetes, Eurotiales, Aspergillaceae. The record is from RefSeq and is a predicted model, not a curated record. The transcript is spliced from 3 exons.
AUGAAGGAGCAGAGGAUGGUGGGGACAAGUCCUCCUCCUACCGAUCUUUACGCCCUCCUUCGAGACCACCACGAUGCCGACGAGACUCUAUCCCACUUCUGGAACCAGGUACAUACAAUCCCCGACUGGGUGGACUGGGACCAGAUAGCCCGAGGCCAACGGGUGUUCUAUCGCUAUGCAAUGGCCAACAUUGUGGGGUUUGCCCUGCAGGGAUUCAUGGCCGAGAAUUCAGCCGCCGCCGGGGUCAUUGAAGUUCUCGUUCGAACAGGAGGCUUCUCUACUCGGGUCCUUCUGGGUCGACUCCUAGCCACUUUCCAAUGGCUGAUCCAAGUCACGCAUGAUCUCGCCUCCAUCCAACCAGGAGGUGAAGGUCACAUCGCGACAAUCCGAGUCCGGCUUCUUCAUUCGUCAGUCCGGCAUCGAAUCCUAAAGCUCUGCGAAACCAACCUGGAUUACUUUGACGCUGAACGCCACGGUAUCCCCGCCAACUCUCUCGACUCAAUUCACUCCAUCAGCACCUUCUGCUGCAAUCCGUUCUUCCUACAACUGCCCCGAUUCGGCAUUCAACCCUCCCCAAACGAUGUGGAAGAUUACAUCGCCCUAUUUCGCUACAUCGGCCAUCUCCUCGGCACCCCGGUGUCGAACUUCCAAACAGUCGACCAAGCCAAGAAAACCAUGGAGAGUCUCCUAGUCCAUGAAGUCCAUCUGACCAAGACAUCCAAAACAGUAUCCCACAACUUCCUAGAAUGUGUCGGGAACCUUCCUACGCCAUUCUACGUCUCGAAAUCGUUCAUCCACGCCGGGAGUCGCUGGAUCAACGGCCAUGCGUUCUGCGAUGCCUUGGACCUCGGACGUCCUGGACUCGCUUAUUAUAUGGCAUUCGCGGGGUUCUGUGUCCUCGUUGCGGGGCUCGCGUGGCUGCAAUGGCUGGUUCCUGGUAUGGAUGACUUGAUGAUCAACUUCUUCCGCACCAUAAUGUACCGCGGCAUCGUUCAACGAAAGUCUCGCAGCAGGUAUCCCUUCAAGUUCGUCCCACGGGUCGGCAAGAUGACAGGCAAGGAAAAGUAUCAUGCGGGUAGUAGUAAGGAAGAUACUUGGAGUAGCCGGGGGUGGUUGCGCCGCAGCCUUGCGCCGGACAUGGGUCUUUUUGAACUUUUGUUUGUCGGCGUAUUGUUGGGGACUGUUGGGCUUUUGGGAGGUGGUGUGGCGUUGGGGUUUAUGCGCGUGAAAGGACUUGGGGUUUGUUUUUUAGUAGAGAGGGUGUUCGUCUAG